CACUGCGGGCUGGUUUCCGCUUCCGGAUGGUAGCUCCGGGUGGCGCGUUCUGGUAGCUCAGUGGUUGCCAUGGAGAUUUUAGGCGAGUACGUUGGGCUGGAAGGGCAGCGGCACCAGCUGCGGGUGUCCUGUGAGGCGCCCGACGACGCGGACCCUCUCCAGGGCCUAUUGUCGGGCGUGGCCCGGAUGAGGGAGCUGGUGGCCGAGCUCUUGGACCCCCAGGUGCAGCGGGAAGCGCAGGACCGAGCGGCGGCGGCUCCAGAAGAGGCCUUGGACGGUGAUAAUGAAGAUGAUGCAGAAGAUGAAAAUAACAUUGAUAACAGAACUAACUCAGAUGGACCAUCUGCAAAACGGCCAAAAACAUCAUUUUAACAAUAACUGUAUGAAAUGUAAAAGACUGCUGCCAUGCUUGCUCUGCAGCCUACAUACUAAAAUUGGAACAAUACAGAGAAGAUUAGCAAGACCCCUGCACAAGGAUUACACGCAAAUUUGUGAAGCAUUUAAAUAAAAAAGACUACAGCCAUAUCAACAUCUGCUCUAAUUGAGAAAAGCAUUUGUUUUGUUCCUCUGGCACAGUUUUGUCAAAGAAAAAAACUUCUGUUUCCAGCAAAGAAAGAUAUAAUAAAUGUUUAGAAAUGAAUCUGUUUUCUUGAGUGAAGAAUUUCAGGCCAUGGAAAUAAUAGAGAACACUUCAUAAUGUGUAAAAUCCUUUAAGUUGGCAAUUUGUAUUGUUUUCUACUUUUUAAAAAAAGAUUUUUAAAAUUGA
This is a messenger RNA of Myotis davidii, 766 nucleotides long. It is a transcript of the gene GON7, whose product is annotated as chromosome unknown open reading frame, human C14orf142. Lineage: Eukaryota; Metazoa; Chordata; Mammalia; Chiroptera; Vespertilionidae. Gene Ontology annotation, cellular component: EKC/KEOPS complex. The record is from RefSeq and is a predicted model, not a curated record. The coding region runs from base 70 to 372 and encodes 100 amino acids. The transcript is spliced from 2 exons.